Messenger RNA from Caenorhabditis angaria, 6284 nucleotides. Lineage: Eukaryota; Metazoa; Nematoda; Chromadorea; Rhabditida; Rhabditidae. The record is from the annotation of a GenBank genome assembly.
AUGGUAUUGGCUCGUUUCGACUUGAGGUAUGCAAUUACAUGCUCAUCUUUAUUUUCAUUUUUGUUGUGAGCAAGACUGGUGUUUUUUGGAAUUUCUAUUUUAUUUUUGUAUUUUUGUAUAGUUCAAAAUCAAGAAUUUCAGCUUUAGCUAUUGUUUUUCAAAAUUCUGAUUCAAAACUUUCAAUUUUUCAAAGCUUGAGAUUAGUGAACUCCAGGAAAAUCUGAAAUUUAAAUUUUAAAGAAACUUCUCCGGAACCUUCUACGAGCCCAAGUAACAAUUUAUAGAUAAAUUGAAAUCCAUGUGUCAAAAUCUGGAAUUUGAAUUCACAGAUUCAAAAUUUCAAAUUCCUGAAUCCGAAUUUUCGAAAUAUUUAAAGAAAAAUCUGAAAUUAUCUUCCGAUAUUCCGAAAUUUCUAUUUUCUGACCUUUGCGGUUCAUUUUGCUCUACAAAAAAAUGCUGCGACAAAAACCAACAUAGUUCAAGUAGGUAUCAAUGCACAGUAUUUUUUGUUCAAUUCUCGCUGUUUCUUUUCAUUUCAUUUCAUUUCAUUCCAUUUCAGUAAUUCAAAACAAAAAUAAACAACACUUGAACCAUACCUAAAUACUUUUCUUCUUUCGUUUUCUCUCCGCGAUUGUUUUGAUACAAGUGGCGCCGCGUGAGCUAUCCCUUGUGUUUUUUAUGCCUCUACGGCUCUCGAGUACACCGAAAUCUCGAGGUACUGUGUGUGUGUUUUUUUUUUUGUGAAUCUUGUUGUCGGUCAGUUUUACAGGUAAAAGGAAAAGGAAAAUGUGACUAGUAUUGACCAAUUCAAUUCAAAAAACGAGGGUUAUUAGUUUGCUCACUUAUGAAGCAUUGUUACAUUUCGGUCAUUUUUUUUUUGAACAAGGUUAAGAAAAUAUUUUGGUUUUGACAAGAAUGUCCAGUUAUUUUCCAAAUUUUUCUAAAAUUGGAAUUUUUCGGGGCUUCAAAUUUUUCAGACUUUUUUUGGAUUCUAAAAAUCAUGCUUCUAUUGAUAAUUUUGAAAAUUUUUAGCCCAAAUCCAGGACUUUUCCGGGUUUUUCACAGAGUUUUCAAUAGCUCUAGAAUCUUCAGAAUGUUUUCCGAUCUUCUGAAAAGUUCAAAAAUAUUCCUAGGCCAUCUUCAGAAUAUUUUACGGGCUUUCCAGAAUACUUUCGGCUGUUUCAGAGUCUUUCCCGGCCUUAUGUUAGAAAAAUAAGGCAAAUUUUAAAAUUAAAGAUCUUUUUUUUAAUUUGAAUAAUCUGCAUUACAACUUUUGUGAAAAUAUUUUCCAAAAGCAUUCCAGCUUCAAAAAUUUUAAAAGAUUUUUUUUCCCAAAAUUUUAGACUAACUCUUGGGUUUUUAGAAUUUAAGAGCUGUCUGCAGUUUUGAGAUUCUGGAUUCCCACCUCUGAAAUUUUUUGAAGUUGUUCUAGAGCCUCAGUCUCAAAUUUCUAAACCCUCCAAAACAUUUUUGACCUUUGAUUCCAAUCUCCCUCAAUCUCCAUACAAAAAUCACCACACUUGAAACCAGAUCAAGGUUUGAUCAAGAAAAAGCAAAAACGCGUUCAAGAGUUUCCAAAUAUACAUAUCUUUCUCUCUCUCUUAUUUUCGAUAUCAAAUGAUACUCUCCAAAAUUGGAGUCACUCAUCUUAUUGGGGCGGCGCGCUCAGACACACAAACACAUCCAAACUUUUUCGCACAUUUCGAUACUUGAGAUGAGAAAUCGUGUUUAGUGUCCACUCGUUUCGUUUUGGGCUCAUUUCAAGAGCACAUAUCAUCAUUCUCAUUAUUAUUUUUAUUUUGAGAUUGAUUUCAAUUUUCAUUUUCAUUUUUGUUUAGAUUCAACCUAGGUGUUCAAAUCCGUAUUUAAAUUUAUCUUGUUUUUAUGAGAUGCAAUCCAGUCUCGUUCAAACAAGAAGAAGUCGAGUCAAAUUAAGAAUUUGCAUUUCUGUUCUUCUUUUUCAAUCAACCAUAACUUGUGAAUACAUAAAUAAAUAAAUAAAUAAAUAUUAUAAGAUUCUUCCGCAACUUUUUCUCACACCACAAUGUGUGUAUGAGAAAAGAUUAGGCUUGUUUGUUUUGUUUGUUUAUGAAUAAUCUUAUUCCAAACCCAUCUCUGUUAUUUUGAAACCACCCCCUCCCCAAAAUCAAAUCCAAAACUUCCAGACCAAUCUACGCGCACAGAUCUCCAAUGGAUCGUCCGUCGGGACACACAUCCAAUAAUUUAGUCAGCAGAAUUUUACAGGUAUCUAGUUUUUUAUGGACUUCACUUAUGCAUCUAGAAAACUCAUCAAAUUCCAGGUAGCUUUGGGAUUAUUCGUAACAACAUCUGAUUUACCGCCAUUGCCACAAAAUCACGAAUUUUUGUCGUAUGAUUGCUCAUUUGAUACGGAUUGUAGAUGGUCGUCGGUUGGUGGGAAUGUUGAUAGAUGGAGGAUUGCUAGAGGGGAACCGGAUAGUUUAUUAUGGUUAGCUGCGACUGGAACUAUGCAAUUACCUAGUGAGUUUUCAGAGGGGGGGGGGGCAUUAGAGCCGAUAGGAAACAAGAUUCCUGAAUUUCAAAAUCUUGGAAUCAGAAGAUUUCAGCAAGUGUCAAAAAACUUUUAGAAUUCUUCUGAAACACCUCAAGUGAUUUUCAAAAAGUUCAAAUCAUUCCGAAAAAAUCUUGCAAAUUCUCUAGAAGAAUUCUAGUUUUCCCAAAUUUUUUGCAUAAUUUUCUAUUUUUGUUUUCAUAAUUUUUAAUAUAAACUCAAAAUUUUCAGAAAAAAACUCUUUUCCCAAGAACUUUUUUUGAAAAUGAAAAAUCUAAAAAAUUGUUCUAUAAACUUUCCUCCCUUCCCCAAAAAUCGAAAAAAAAUCGAACCUCUUUUUUCCAGGAGAACCGUUUGUUUUAAUUGAAUCCCGUGGAAAUCCAGUUGACUCUCUGAUGACCGACGCAAUUCGAUGUCAAAAAGGUUAUGCGGAUUUAUCAUUCACUUAUUGGGCUAUCGGAAAUGCUGAUCUCGAAAUUUGCCUAACUGAUAUUGAUGGUCAUAAAUUCAACUGUACUGGCCAACUCAAUUCUCAUGUGAUGCCUGGAAAAGUUUCUCUGAAAAUUCCUGAACUCCAAAAGCCUUUCAGAGUGAGUUCUCAAAUGAUCUUCUAGUUUUUCAAUCGCGGGAAAUUUUUUUCAGGUAAUGAUAUCACCAAGUCGAGAUGCUGGCGUGAUAGUUUUAGACGAUAUUCGAUACGACGCUUCGAUUUGUCAUAGUCCGCCAGGUGGAAGUGGAAGUGGGAGAGGUCGCCCGGAUUUUAUGUCGACUUCUGCGCCGAAGAAAAUUCAACCAUGGACUGUGAGAAAAACUAGUGUAGAGGUUACGGAACCGACAACUGAGAAAUCAACGACCACGAGUACAACGACCACGACUACGACUAAUGAAGCUCCGACCACGGAAGCUCCAUCAACCACAACUGAGGAAGUGUGAGUUUAUCAAUUUGAGUUGUCAGAAGUCAGAGAUUUUUUUGCUGAAACUCUCUAUGAUCUCUUUGGUCAAUUUUUGGAGACCUUGGAAAAUUCCCCAACUUCUGGUAACUUGAAGUUCAGUCACCAGAAUAUCGUUAUAACUUACGCUAACUCCAAAAAUCAAAAUUUUUCAGCUCACCCCUUGGUGGAACAGAAGCACCAUUUGAUCUUCUAAUCCUCGGCAACAAAACCAAGCCAUUAUUCGACCGAAGAACUGGUGAAGUAAUUUCCGAUGCAACAAAACUUCUAUGUGAUUUCAAUAAUGAAUUUGCUUGCCAAUGGGGUCCAGAAGCUGGAAGAUGGGCAGUUGUUGAAAAAGGAGCAAUCCCAUCUCUCGAAGAUUCCAUCGCUGAUCCAACACUCCUUCCAACAUAUCCAGCAGCUUUGGUUCUUCAAGGAACCGCAAUGUUGACCAGUGAUCCGAUCAAAUGUCAAACUGGAACUGCGAAGGUUAGUUUAAUUUUGAAACCUUUUUUAAUUCUUAUAAGAAACCUUCAGGUUCUAUUCCGAUAUUGGUCAAAUGGUGAUAUUCUUCUUCAAGUCUGCGCUUUGGGACAUGGAAAUAAUAGUGAUAUUAUUCAUUGUGCUGAACAAACACGAACUGUUAGACACGAACGAAACACUUUGGCUAUUUUUGAGAUGAAUAAACAGAUUGCUGAAGAAUUUACAGUAUGUUUUCGGGGUGGGGAUCUUGGGGAGCCUCUAUAUUUUUUAGAAAAGAUAAACCUAGAACUUUUUGAUCUAGGUGUUUUUUCUAGAAAAUCAUUCCAGAAAGUUCUGGAAUUUUUUUCCCUGGGUCUUUCUUAACCUUUUUUUUCCAGCUCAACAUUGUUCCCCAAUGGGAAGUUGGACUCAAAAACCGUUUCCUAGUUAUUGACGAGAUUGCCUAUAUCGGAGAAUGCAAAGGAAUCACCAAAAGAUCGGCCAACUACCACAACCCAACCACCAUUGAUUCUUGGAGGACGUAGAUCUACAAUUUUAUCAAAAUCAACAUCGACCACUCCGGAAGUGACUACGACGACUGAGUUGAUCACGGAACCGACUACUGAAUCUACAACAACUAGAGAAUCCACCACUUCGAGAACAACCACAGAAGCUUCUACAGAAGCUCCAACAACUGAAACAAUUGAAGAAGAGAUUGUUGGAACAACACCUGAAGAAUCAACAAUUCCUGGAAUCGAAGAAACCACUGAAAAUGGAGAAGAAGAAGUUGCAACUGAAGAAAUUCCUGAAGAAGUUACACCUGAAGAAUUGAUCGAAGAAGAAGAAACCACAACACCUCGAACAACGACUGUUGAAUUUAUAACAACCCCGGAUAAAUAUACAAAGAUACCGUACACCAAGAAAAAACCAUUUAUGCCGUGAGUUUUACACUACCCAAUCUUGAUGGAUGUAUGUAAUAAUUUUUAAAAUUGUAUAUUUCAGAAGAAUCCUGACAACAUUCGCUCCAGUUUACCCAGAAGAACUGUACACACAAAGACCAAAAACAAAUAAACAAACGUAUGUGGGAUUAAUUUUAUGUGAACGGAAAUAGAGAAAAUAUGAUUUACAGGAAAUCGACAUGGACUACAAAUCCUCCAGAAUCUCGGCAAGAUGAUUAUUGUGAACUGCUGAACUGCAAUUUUGAUGGUGAGCAGGAAUUUCUUGUUUUGAAUGGGAGAAAAGGGGUUUAAAAUUUGGAGAAUCUGAACUAUUACUAAAUUUAAAUAAGCAUCAAAAAUUCAUUCAAGUUCAAUUCAAAUCUAACAUUCAUAACUCAGAAUUUAAUUUUUCAAAAUUUUUCAAGCUGUUCACCAAAACCCCCCAUCUCCCUUCCAAAUUCCCAAAAUCCUUAUUCAAAUCUAUAUUUUCUUCAGACACCGCCUGCAAUUAUUUGAAUCACGGAUUGACCAAGAAACCAUGGACUUUGAGAAAUCGAGGAUAUGGAUAUCCUUUGACAGGAGCCACAGAUAUCCGUGCCAGUAAGUAACAACCAAUUUUGUAGUUUUUACUAGAUACAAUUUAAAAGCUAGGUGUGCCUAGGAUAUUAAAUAUAACCGUGCCAGUUAGUGAUAACUAGAUUUGUAUUCAGUACAAAAUACAUUCACUGUAAAAUAGCAGAACAUACAUAUUUUUCCAGCACAAACCAAUGGUCAAUUUGUCUCAUCCAUUCUUGACCCUGGAGAUAUUGCAAUUCUUGAAUCACCCAAAUUCAACGCCACAAAAUCGCUCAAUGUUCUGCUUUUCCAAUAUUUCCGACCAUCGCAAAUGACAACAAUCAGAUUGUGUUUAGGUAUUGAUAUAUUUUCAGUUUUUCUAGAAAAACAGUUUUUUGUAGGAUCGAGGUAUACAAAUCCGAUGCGAACAGUUUCCUCGUUCACACAAUGCCCAUCGAUUCUUCGAUCAGUGACUUCGAAAAAUGCAUAUCGGUGGAAUACUGUGCAUGUUCAAUUGCCCCCUGGCACAACUCAUGUAAGCUGUGUGGAGAAUUCUGGAAUUUGAAUCGAGCUUUUUUGAAAAAUAACUCUUUGAAUAUUUUUAUUUUGAAAAUUGAACUUGGAUCAACGCAGAAUUUUCCUGAAAAUUAUGAGAAACAGAGUUUUCCAGAAGCCUUUCAAGCCACAUUCAAAAAUCAACUCUUAAUUUUCCAGUUCUACUUGGUUGCACACAACAGCGAACGAGCUGAACAACGAGCCGCGAUGGCAAUUGAUAAUAUGCGAGUCGCUAUUUGUGAUACACGUGGAUUUGCUCCUGAUUAUAUCGACGAAACGACUGAUUUUGGAAACUUUAUGCAAUUGCAAUAA